This is a messenger RNA of Colletotrichum karsti, 786 nucleotides long. RefSeq lists its product as uncharacterized. The transcript is spliced from 2 exons. The record is from RefSeq and is a predicted model, not a curated record. The coding region runs from base 1 to 786 and encodes 261 amino acids. NCBI's taxonomy places the organism in Eukaryota, Fungi, Ascomycota, Sordariomycetes, Glomerellales, Glomerellaceae.
AUGGACACGAACACGCCCCUCCACCCGGACAUCACCACCCUCCCGCCCGACACGGGCCAGCGCCACGGCGACUUCCUCACCGCGAUCCCCUACAACCGCUCCAUGUACCGCACCACCUUCUCCCUGCGCGCCGCCUCCGUCCUCUUCGGCCUGAUCACCCUCGGCAUCCUCGCCUCGCAGAUCGACACCGACCUCAACUUCAUACAGAACUGGGCCAUGGGUAGCCCGACGGCCAUCCUGGCCAUCCUCUGGAGUCUGGCUGACAUCAUCGCGCUGGUGGUGCGGGACCGCGGCGUGAGGUGGACCAAGGACGACGGCAGCGGCGGGAGGCGGCAGAGGAGCACGCGGUUCAGCUGGGGGAGUCCUGGCGGCCAUGUCGCGGGGCACCUGUUUAUCUGGGCGCCGGCGGCGGCGAUGAUGGGUGUUACGGUUGCAUUUUGGUUGGACUUUAUGGAGUAUGACAGGCCGGGGAGGGAGAGGGAGCUGCAUACCAUGACGGGGCUCAUCGUCUCCAUGUUCUGCACAAUGGUAAUACAUUUCGCGCUGUUCGUCUUUGCGUGCGUCGAGGUGGACAACGCGCAGAGGCAGUACUCGGACGUGGUGUUCGUGCCGAGGGGGGAGUUGUCCGAGAUGGUGCCGGUGCCGCCGACGACGCCGUGGGAGAUUUUCGUGCCGAAGAAGAUGUCGCUUAGUUUCUUCGCGAAUCACUACGUGAGGUUCGUGCCUGGGGUGGACGGCACGGUCACUGUUGCGAGGGAUUACAGCAGUCGACAAGCGAGGUUUUGA